This is a messenger RNA of Colletotrichum chrysophilum, 1038 nucleotides long. RefSeq lists its product as uncharacterized. The transcript is spliced from 2 exons. Gene Ontology annotation, biological process: lipid metabolic process. The coding region runs from base 1 to 1038 and encodes 345 amino acids. Lineage: Eukaryota; Fungi; Ascomycota; Sordariomycetes; Glomerellales; Glomerellaceae. The record is from RefSeq and is a predicted model, not a curated record.
AUGGGACAGCUCUGUCUCGUCCUUCUGCAAAGCUGCAAUUUCCUGGUACUCACGCGUCUCGAUGCCGGCGAUUUCGUGAAGGGGAAUAUUUACCAGCCGUCGGAUGGGCUUGUUCACAAACUUCGUGGCGUCAUUGGGUUAAUGUUCAACUUGCGAGGCAUCGGCACGCCAUGGCAGAUCUCACGUAUUAACGCGGCUCCACAGAGCCUCGACAAGUAUACCGAGAACGGAAAAUUGCGCAAAGGGCCGUGGGUGGCGCGACAGUUGCAGAUUAUCUUCUGGCAGUACCUCUUUCUCGACUUCACGUAUCUCUCGUCCUUGGAUACGUCACCGGAAGACGCGGAGAAGCUCUUUGGCCCCGGUAAAGAGUUCCUGUAUAUCAACGCCAACGCGGAGCAGUGGGGAGCCCGUGUGGCUGUUGGCUUGAUCUCCUGGCUAGCCCCGGCUCGAGUGACAAUGGACAUCGUCUAUCGAGUGCUAUCAGUAGUUUCUGUCAUGAGCGGUACGGCAUCUCCGGAGGACUGGCCGCCUCUCUUUGGAAGCAUCUGGGAUGCAUACACGAUCCGAGCUUUUUGGAGCAACUACAUCUGUCGAGACCUCUUACGCCUUCCUCGACCCUCCCGCCUGGAGCGUUAUUUCAAUAUCGCUCUAGUGUUCAUGGGUUCGGGCCUAGUCCACGUUAUGCUCGACAUGUUCUGCUGGGAGCCGUCUCUUAAAGCGCCAACAUUGGCCUUCUUUGGCUCCUUUGCUGUGGCUAUCAUGGUUGAAGACGGGGUUCAGGAAGUGUGGCGCCGCAUUGUGGAUGUAGAGGAUUCUAAGAACGUCCCACUGUGGCACAAGAUUAUAGGCUACAUUUGGGUUUCAACGUGGCUCACGGUCACCUCGCCAUGGUAUCUGUAUCAUGCCGUCCGGCAGCCUGUGGAGGUCAAAUGGUUGGUGCCGUUCAGUAUUCUCAAUAUGACGGGGCCAGUGGCUGGGAACGUCUUGUUGUUCGGUGGCGGCCUCGUGCUGAAAUACACGAUUGGUGGCCAAAUUUAG